Toxotes jaculatrix (banded archerfish) is the source of this 4281-nucleotide messenger RNA. It is a transcript of the gene nod1, whose product is annotated as nucleotide-binding oligomerization domain containing 1. Gene Ontology annotation, biological process: regulation of apoptotic process. Bases 197 to 3016 code for a protein of 939 amino acids. The transcript is spliced from 12 exons. Gene Ontology annotation, molecular function: protein binding. Lineage: Eukaryota; Metazoa; Chordata; Actinopteri; Toxotidae. The record is from RefSeq and is a predicted model, not a curated record.
UUCCUCCUGAGCUGUCAGUAGCUCUCCUGUACACACCAAAUGGGCAUUUGUCACAUUAAUCCCCGUUAGUUCCUUUUAAAUGCUCUGCUUUUAUUUGAAAGUGCAGUGUUUACCGCGCUUUGGUGUUGAAGCAACGCAGCGUGGUGAUCGGGUGUGAGUCUCCAUCUGUUCGAGGUGACGGUGUUCUGUAGUAAACAUGGAUCAGAUAGAAGAAGCUAAAUGCCAUAAGAUCCUGAAGUACCACAGAGAGCUGCUGGUGUCCAGGUUGAAAAGCAUUCAGUGCAUCCUGGACAACCUGCUGGCUUGUGGCUUCCUCUGCGAAGAAGAUGUUGAGAUUGUGCAGCGAACUGUCACCAAGACAGAUCAGGUGCGCAAAAUUUUGGAGCUUGUGCAGUGCAAAGGGGAGGAGGCUUGUGAAUACUUAAUGUUCAUCAUAUAUAAAGUACACGAUGCAUACAUAGACCUCCAGCCAUGGCUGAAAGAGAUCAACUUCAACCCAAGCAGUGAUAUAAAGGUGAUGAAGGUGGUUAACACAGAUCCCAUCAGCAGGUAUUGUGAGAAGUUAAGGCAUGAAAUGAGCCGGGACACCUCCUUCAUCAUGUCAUACGGCCAGCAAGAGGACACCCGUCUGGAGGACCUCUACACUGACACUCUGAUGGAACUGUUGAAUGAUGCCAAUGAAAGUCUGGGCUUCCUGGAGAGUAUGGACCAGCUCCUAGGAGACCACGCGGUCUUCAAUCCUGAAGGUGAACUCAUCUAUGUGAUGGGGGAUGCCGGUAUGGGAAAAUCCAUCCUCCUGCAGAAACUCCAGAACCUCUGGUCCAAGAAGGAGCUGCAGACGGACGCCAUCUUCUUCUUCAAGUUCCGCUGUAGGAUGUUCAGUAUCUUUAAGGAAACAGAACAGAUCUCCCUCAAAGACCUUUUGUUCAAAUACAACUGUCACCCAGAUCAUGAUCCAGAUAAUGAGGUGUUUGAUUACAUCCUGCGCUUCCCUGAGAAGAUUCUUUUUACUUUUGAUGGUUAUGAUGAGAUUCAGGAGGACCUAGACCUGAUGAAUGUCCCUGAAAUGGCAUCACCAGAAGACAAGGCACAUCCCAUCCAGCUACUUGUCAGCUUGCUCAGUGGGAAACUACUCAAGCACUCCCAGAAGGUGCUGACGGCCCGGACGGGGAUUGAGAUCCAGAGUAGGGUGAUCAGAAAGAAGGUGGCUCUGCGGGGGUUCUCCCCGAAUCACCUGAAGACCUACACUGACUUGCACUUUAAGGAGCAGGAACACAGAGAGCUGGUGUCAGUUCAGCUGGAUGCUAGUCCCCAUCUCUGUGGCCUGUGCUCCACCCCGCUCUUCUGCUGGAUCGUAUUCAAAAGCUUUAGGCACCUUCACACCAUGCACGAUAGUUUUCAUCUGCCUGACACCUGCAUCACGCUCACUGACAUCUUCCUCCUGCUGUCGGAGGUGUGCCUCAGCCGCUCAACCUCACCUGCUCCGUCCCUGCUGAAGAAAAGCACCCGGUGUGCCUCAGAGACAUUCAAAGCAGGGCUUAGGCCCCUUGCUGCAUUUUCCAAGCUGGCACUUCAGGGUAUGGAAAGAGGAAGCUUCAUUUGUAGCCAAGAGGAAAUCACUGCGUGCGGCCUGAGAGAGGAGGACCUGCCCCUGGGCUUUCUUAGACCUGUCAGUGAGUAUGAUGCCAAUGGAAGCCCUGCUAACUUUGAAUUCCUCCACAUGACCCUCCAGUCUUUCUUGGCUGCGUUUGCCCUUGUGUUGGAUGAGCAGGCUGCUGCAGACUCCAUCCUCAAGUUCUUCACAGAGUGCAGUAGGACCAGGGAACCGUCCUGUCUGCUUUUUGACGUCUGUAUCAGUGGCUCUUCAAAGCCCAGUGAAAAGAAACCAUUUGAACCAAAUGAGCACCUUCAGUUCACUAAUCUCUUCUUGUGUGGACUGCUGUCCAAGGCUCACACUGGCCUGAUGGAGCAUCUGGUGUCUCCUGUGUUAGUGAAAAAAAAACGGGCCUUGCUAAAAUCUUACCUGUCCACGAGUGUAAAGUCCCACCUCCAUGGCUUACCCCACUGCAGUGUCGAAGAAGGCAAGAAAGUCCAUGUUUUGCCCAACUUCCUGUGGAUGCUGAGGUGCAUCUUUGAGACAGGGAGCAACGACAUCGCUAAGAUGACGGCGAAAGGAAUCACAGCAAACUUCAUCAAGAUGGGUUACUGUAACGUGUACUCAGGCGACUGCACGGCCCUGAACUUUGUACUCCAACACCGUCAGAAACUCCUGGGGCUCGACAUGGAUAACAACAACAUCAGUGACUAUGGGGUGAAGCAGCUGAAGCCUUCGUUCUGUAAGAUGACAGUAGUCAGAUUGUGUGUCAAUCACCUAUCAGACAGCAGCAUUGAGAUUCUUGCAGAGGAGCUGUGUAAGCACAAAAUUGUGGAGGUCUUGGGGCUUUACAGCAAUCACAUCACAGAUGUUGGAGCCAAGCUAGUGGCUCAGAUAAUUGAGGAAUGCCCAAAGUUGCGAGUUGUCAAGAUUGGUAAGAACAAGAUCACCAGUGUUGGUGGGAGGUAUCUGGCCAGUGCCAUUCAGAAGAGCUCUUCUAUAUUUGAUGUGGGAAUGUGGGGCAACACCAUUGGUGAUGAAGGAGCAGAAGCAUUCGCAGAGGCUUUGAAGCACCACCCCAGGCUUACUAACCUCAGUCUCUCGGCCAAUGGCAUCACAUCAAAAGGCGGGAAGUUCCUGACAGAAGCGUUGAAAGAGAACAGCGUCCUCAGGAUCUUCUGGUUGGUGCAGAACGAGAUGACUGAUGAUGCAGCUCCACAACUGGCUGAGCUGAUUAAAGCGAACACAGGUUUAACCCACCUCUGGUUAAUCAGCAACCAUUUCACCGUGCAUGGGAUCAGACAUCUCGCUGAGGCCCUGGCUCACAACACAGCACUCAAAGAGAUAUGUGUGAAAGGAAACCAGCUUUCUGAAGAGGAAGAGAGAGAGUUUUUGGAAGAGAAAAGGCUGCGGUUCCACUAACUGGGCGCUCACGUGAAGACCUGCUGAGUAACGUCUGUAUGGCAGUAAAGACGUAGUGUGUGUUCGCUGGAUGCGUGCACAGUUGUUGUUGUUGCGGAUGUUUGGACUGGAACUGGAACUGAAACACCCUGUGUUCAUCCCGUGCUGAUGAAGUUUCAUGUUUCAUAUUUCAAACAGGGGAUGUUUACCUGAAGUUCUGACAAAAUAUUUGACAGUUUCACAACUGUUGGGGGGAAAAAAAGGAAGUGGAAGCACUGAUGAACAGGAAGAAACCAACUAAUGACUUCCUUCUUCAUGAACCUUAUGUAUAGAUUUGAAGUCCAUGCUUUGUUCUGUAUGAAUGUAUCCUGUAAACAGUAACUUUAUUUAUUAUUUGACUGUUAAACAUGAUGAUGUUCAUUUUCCACUCAGCUAUUGGAACCUCUUUAAGGUGUACCUCAGUGAAGACAGUGAGUGACAGAUGACAACCUUGUGAUAAUGUUUACUGUUGUACUGUUGUUUACUGGUGUGACUGAUCUGUGUACAGAGAUGUACAGACACCCUGCUGGUGGAGAGGCUUAUGGCCUCAGGUGACUGAGGAUACUGUUCAUUACUGUGAUGUGUUUCCCUCCACAGCAGACAUUUGAACCACUCAGAGCAGGAAAAGCAGCGGUGUAAUUACUAAAAAUGUUUUAUGGCUGCGUUCCAUUGAAGUGUUCCUGUAAGCCCUGACAGUGAGCCAGCCUGGACAACAGCAGGGCCUGAGACUGAUACACCCAAAUGGAAGGCUGCUGUUAGUCAUGUUGUAAAUGACAAGGAUUUCCAAAAAAAAUGUUUUUGGAAAUGUCUGCUGUUUUAUUCUGCCUUGAUAAAACAUACCAGGCAACUCCUUCAUUGCCUGCAUCAUCCAGAGCUACCACUCCUUUCAUACCGGGGCAAAUCACUCCUGAUUUUUAGUCCCAUAAAUAGGUCAAGCCCCAAAAAUAAGUAAAUCCCACACUUCCCAUAAUGCAAUUCAGUAGCCUCUUUCACUACACCCUCAUACCUGGUCCAUGUGUUCACAGGUUGGGUAGCAACUAACCAUCAAUAAUAAACUGACUUUGACAUGUAAAACUGAUGAAUAUCUAUUGGCUGAAUACGUGGUCCAUCCCCACAAUCAUCAUCAUCAGUCACUGACCUCAGGCCUCAGACUCAUGGUCUGUGUGAACCAACAAGUCUUUGACUAAAAUAAAGUGUUCAUCUCUACAGAAAGUAAACCUGACUCACUGAUCAUGGAGCUCCGUGUC